Molecule: messenger RNA, 741 nt
Organism: Toxorhynchites rutilus septentrionalis
Lineage: Eukaryota; Metazoa; Arthropoda; Insecta; Diptera; Culicidae
Exons: 4
Coding region: 98-616 (172 amino acids)
Source: RefSeq, a predicted model, not a curated record
CUGACAUUUGUAUUUGAAAAUGUAAACAAAAUUGGUUCGCACUAAAUUAUUAGCCAACGGGUUCUAAGGCAUUUUAGUUUCCAAUAAUUAUUUCGCAAUGGAUAAAGACACAUCCCGGUUUAUUGCAUCCGAUAGAACACUGGAUGAAUUACGGUUGCAAAAUGCCAGAAACGAAAAGCUACUAAGGGAUUUCGGCAUCGACCUGAGCAACCUCGGCGACGCAGCACAGGAAGUGUUGGAAAAUUACGCCAAAAUAAAACAUAUCACCAGUCUAACAGAAUUGGAUCCUUCGAUAUUUGCCGGAUACUGUUAUGAGGUACAAUGCAAGCGUUUGGAGGCACGUUUCCAUGCGAUCACACUCAAAGCGGACAUCAAGAGGUUGAAGAACGAAAUCAAACGCGAGGAAUGCGACCUGGCCAAGUUGGAACAGUUUGUUGCCGAAACACGCUCCCAGCUGAUUCCGAGCGAGGAGAUGGAGAAAACACGGAUCAUGCGCGAGAAGCGAAUUGAAAUGCUGCGAAGCAAACAGAAAACGUUGUUGGAGAAAGUGGAUGCUGUUAACCUCGACGAACUGAUUGCUAAGGUCAACGCGCUUGAGGCAGAAGAAAACACUUGAGGCUAAAAUAAGUUCUCAGCAAGCAUGAGCUGUGUCAGUGUGAUUCCCCGUUCCAUAAGUAAUUGUCCCGUAACUAGAAUUGGCCAUCAGAAAUAUAAGCUAAUCACAUGUUUUUUUUGCGUAAA